Suillus fuscotomentosus is the source of this 1585-nucleotide messenger RNA. RefSeq lists its product as uncharacterized. The transcript is spliced from 4 exons. The coding region runs from base 189 to 1562 and encodes 457 amino acids. Lineage: Eukaryota; Fungi; Basidiomycota; Agaricomycetes; Boletales; Suillaceae. The record is from RefSeq and is a predicted model, not a curated record.
GUUGCUUCCUCGCAAAAUUUGACAUUUGUCAAAGCUUUCGACAAAGCAACCUUUAUGUUGGAAAGAAAGUCUUUGUUUUAUGCCCACUUGGCUGUACAGUUCUUUUUCUUUCUUUCCGUACACAUAUAAGCUUGAUCUCUUUCAAGGAAUGGGGGCAUAAUCUUACCUAGAACACUACCUCAGGAGGUAUGCUAGCAAUCACACUGGCGCAGAACGCGAUCCUAAGCACGCAGCUCGCGUUUCCUAGCGGUUCGCAAGCGGACUCAGUUCAAUCGCCUGCAACAAUGCAGACUUUUAGUACCACAUCUACAUUAUGCUCAGCAGUUCCCCCGACCAAUGCUGGAUCCAGAGAAGUUAGGGCUAUCCCAAAACCGCGGCCUAAGCGCCGACUCAAGCCUGAGGGACCUUCAAUACCCGAGCACAUCAAAAACCGCGACCUACAAUGGUUUAAGGCACAACUAGAACAGCUAGCUGCUGCCCGUAAUUCAAAGAUAGCAAGUCCUGUGGCGGAUCCAACUGGUACGUUUGUAUUGUUGAAUAAUGCAGCAGGGGCCCCUGCUGCAGAGAAGCCAAAGCCGUCUCGCAUGCCAGGGAGGAUAUAUCCGAGACCGUCACUCAGUGGACCGAUGACAGCAAACCAGCCUACAGCUGCGGAAAUCAUUUAUCAGACGAGUACUUUUGCCCGGGUUCCAGCUCCUGUGGACAUCAAGCGAUCUAACGGAGAAAGAAUCACGCCCGCUGUAACUGAUAUUAAUAUGAGUGACUCACAACUGGAAAAUGUUCCUCGAGAUCCAGAGAAGCAUCCCUCGAGCGCGCCAGAAAACGUUGCUCCCAAUGUCACUAUGUCCUCGCUAAAGCAAACCACGGAUUUCCUAGCUUCAACGAAGCCACCUGGGACACCCUCGAACCAUUUAGUAGUCAAACAAGGCGAAUUUCAGUCGUAUCCAGUCACCACUCCGCAAGUUAAUUCCCCGAGAUUUGGAGGGCAAAUGGUCAUGAUGAUUUAUUGGCGAGGACUUGCAUCGGCUCUCGAGACUCUUAACAUCACUUUCAACCUCGAUUCACAUUAUUCCCAAAUAGCUCAGUGGGCGAAGUCGAAGCAUACCAAGUCCUCACUAAGCUCAGAUUUGGAACAAAGUGUUUGUGUGUCGUUCGCUUGCUAUCAUCUCCCCAGUCUUCCAUUCCAUCCACUAGAAGGUGAUAGACCUACGCCAUGCUUUGAGACACUGAUGUACUCGCCAUGCACGUGGCCCACAUCUGGGGACGUUUCACUGCAGACGAAGCGGAACGGGAAGGAUUUUAUCAUUCCGCUAGCUCCACCGCUUUUCGUCACCCCAGACAAUUGCAUCGACAUCUCUGCUUUCAUCAGAGGUGGAGAAAACAAGUUUUCAGUGGUCCAUCAGAGCGACAUAUCUGACUAUUUGUUUGUGCUCCACGUCCACCAUCCUACGCCGGAGCAACUUAGCUAUCUCGCUUCGUGCAGGCAUAGACGUGAGGAGUGGGUGAAGAGCAUGAGUGAUCUUCGCAAAUUUGAGCCGAAGGAAUCGUCAUGGAGGCAAUGACUGCCGUCCGAAGUUAUAUCAUA